UCCCUUAAUGCUCCACACGUUGGUUUUACUUCUUUUUACAGUUAAAAAGUGAGAGAAUUUCCUCAUUGCAAAAGUUAAAAGGAUUUAUAAAGUGAGUGAAGUUAAGUACCUUGGAAAAAGGGGGAAAGAAACAAUGCUCAAAAGCUAAAAAGGUAUCGUCUUUCCUAAGCCGUAUAAGUGGGUUUUUAAUGCAAAGCAAUUUCAGUCCUCUACUAAGUUUGAGGAUGUUUUAAGCAGUAAAAUGAUCAGGUUUUGUGAGUAGUUCCUGGAAGUCCCUGUACUCCUGAAAAUGCAGCAAGACAAUUUUAGUCUUGGAGUAUAAAUAAUCACGGGUCUCUGCCUACUCACAUGUGCUCUCUCCUUCUCUCUUCACAAUUGUUUACCUUCUUCAUUUCCUCAGAAAUCUUUUCUGGUCUUCCUUGUUUACUCUUUUAGAGCCUAACAGUGAUGGGAUUUCAAGGCAGCGGAGAAAGUAACAUGCUGGGAUUGAGAGUGACACCAUUAAGGCACAAGCGGUCAAAGAGCUUUCCUGGAAAUAAAAGAGUAGAGGAAGAUGGCAUGGAUAAUUCUCUUGAAGCAUCAAAUCGUAUAAUGCUGGAUAUGGGGCACUUGAAGGACUCUGUCAAAACCCUGAAAAAGCAAUCUCCCACUCCCAGUAUUGAGGUCCAAAACUCUUUGAAGCAAGAGAUUUUACAGCUUGAGAGAAGAUUACAAGAUCAAUUUGAGGUUCGCCGUGCAUUGGAAACAGCAUUGGGUUAUAGAACUUCCCAUGAAUAUGUUCUUCAAGACUGCCCCUUGACAGUUGACACUGCUUUUCUACAGCCAGCUACCGAGUUAAUCAAGGAAAUUGCUGUGUUAGAAUUGGAAGUUGUAUAUUUGGAACAAUACCUUCUCUCAUUGUAUAGGAAAUCCUUUGAUCAACAAGUGUCUUCUAUAUCGCCAUCUAAAAGGGAUGAAAGGAUAAAAACACCAGUAGAUUGCCCGAGAGUGAGAUUUUUGAAAGUUCCCAAACCUGAUGAUGCAUCAAAAGUUGAAAAUUCGGCUCUACAGUCUUGUUACCAUGACAAUUCAUGCAAGGAGCCUAGUGCCUUUGAAGAAGAAAAACUAUUAGAUUCUGAUGUUAAUCGAUCUCAUUCCUCACUAUGUCAGCAUUCAGUAUAUUCAAGUAGAAGUUCACCUCCAGAAGAGAAUUUGACUAAAGCUAUUCGGACCUGCCGUUCACAACCUUUGUCCAGGAUGGAGUAUGCUCAGAACGCAUCGGGUAUAAUCAGUCUGGCUGAACAUCUUGGCACUCGCAUAUCUGACCAUGUUCCAGAUACCCCAAACAAGCUUUCUGAGGAUAUGAUCAAGUGCAUGGCUGCUAUAUAUUGCAAGCUUGCAGAGCCACCGAUCCAAAAUGGAUUAUCAUCUCCGAAUACAUCCACGUCACCGGCCAGUGCCUUUUCCCCACCGAUGCAGCACGACAUGUGGAGUCCGGAGUUCAGAAAUAAUUCAUCUUUUGAUGUACGGUUAGAUAACCCUUUUCAUGUGGAAGGACUUAAAGAGUUCAGUGGACCAUAUAGCAAUAUGGUUGAAGUGCCAUGGAUUUUCAGAGAUAGUCAGAAACUAGGUGAUGCUGAACACUUGUUACAAAAUUUCAGGUCACUUAUCCGUCGAUUGGAAGAGAUUGAUCCUAGGAAGUUGAAACAUGAAGAGAAGUUGGCAUUUUGGAUAAACACACACAAUUCAUUAGUGAUGCACGCUUUUCUGGCUUAUGGUAUCCCACAAAAUAAUGUGAAGAGACUCUUUCUGCUGUUGAGGGCUGCAUAUAACAUCGGAGGUCACACCAUUAGUGCAGAUACAAUACAGAGUUCUAUCCUUGGAUGCCGUGUUUCUCGUCCCAGGCAGUGGCUUCGGUUAAUACUCUCCUCGAGGACAAAGUUUAAAACUGGAGAUGAGAGGCAGGCAUAUGCAAUUGAACAUCCACAGCCACUUUUACACUUUGCCCUCAGCUCGGGAAACCAUUCCGAUCCGGCGAUCCGUGCCUACACACCAAAGAGAGUAUUACAAGAGCUGGAAACUGCAAAAGAAGAGUACAUCCGUGCUACGUUUGGUGUCCGCAAAGACCAGAAAAUUCUGUUACCAAAGAUUGUAGAGUCAUUUGUGAAGGAUUCAAGUUUGUGUCCAGCCAGUGUCAUCGAAAUGAUCCAACACUAUUUACCCAAAUCCCUUCGUCGGAGCAUUAGAAAAUAUCAGGCAGGAAAACCAAACAAGAACAUAGCAUGGAUUCCUCACAAUUUUACCUUUCGGUAUCUAAUAUCUAAAGAAUUACUAAGAUGAUUGCAUGUAUGUAUGCUGUUCGGGCAUGAUAAGUUUUGCAAGUAUUUCCAUUUUGGUAGAUUUUAGAAUUUUCCUUGUACAGAGUAGGAAUGAAAAGGGAAAAUGUUAGGAUAUAACAAUGAAGCAUCUUUUGUAAUGCAAUUGUUAUCAUCCUUUGUCAUGCAAUAGGAAGAUCCACUGAUUUAUGUAAUGUGCAUUGAGAUUUGUAUAUAACUGUGGGCUGAUAUACUUUUAUUAGUGAAAGGAACACACGCACA
This is a messenger RNA of Hibiscus syriacus, 2576 nucleotides long. RefSeq lists its product as uncharacterized. The record is from RefSeq and is a predicted model, not a curated record. Bases 448 to 2319 code for a protein of 623 amino acids. NCBI's taxonomy places the organism in Eukaryota, Viridiplantae, Streptophyta, Magnoliopsida, Malvales, Malvaceae. The transcript is spliced from 12 exons.